AUGUUACUUGCGUUUUCCGCAAAGAGUGAGGAGUUGGAUGUGCUGAUGUUGUCGCUUACGUUUGGGAAUGUCGAGGUUCAGAAGAACGUCGUUACUCUCUUCCAUCAUAUUGAAAAGGAGAGGGCGUGGCGGAAGGAGAAUAAUCGCCCAGAGGGAUUUGAGACAUUGAGUGCCAGGAAACCAAUUGUCGCCGUUGGGGCUGAAGAGCCGUUGGCUGAACAUAAGAUGGUGGCGGAUUUCUUCCAUGGUGUUGAUGGUUUGGGAGGUAUACAUCAUAGUCAUCCGCACCUUUCCCCGGAAGAAACUUGGAAGUCUUUAUUCAAACCCGCACCGGAGAGUCUUUCCGAGGACGAAGCAGCGGCGCUUCAGAAGGUCAAGGAGCAGCAUUCCUUAUUUGAACCCUCGCUGAAACCGGCGCAUGAAGUCAUGCUUGACUUGCUCAGGGAGAAUGAGCCGGAUACGAUAACGAUUGUAGCAGUUGGCCCUCUGACGAACCUUGCCAUUGCGGCUGCACAAGACCCAGAAACUUUCUUGAAGGUCAAGGAGGUUGUUGUGAUGGGUGGAGCUGUUGACGCGCCUGGUAACCGACCCCCACCACCCCUACACCUCAUCUACUCGCCCACUACCCUCUCCAUCCCCAUCACACCCUUCAACCUAAUUUCCCAACCCAACACCCCCAUACGUACCUCACUAAACCAUCGAAACCAGAUGACCCCCGGCGCCGAGUUCAAUACCUACGCCGACUCUAUAGCCAGCGCCCGUAUAUUUGCCCUCACAUCGGCAAACCCGCAUCUCACCAUGCCCCCAACCCUCCCCAGCUCUCAAAAGUCCGCCAAACUACUCCCUUACCCUGAGAAACUAAGCAAACGUCUCAAACUCAAACUCUUCCCUCUCGACACAACAGAACAACACAUCCUCCCCAAAGCAAUGUAUGAAGACUACAUCAAUCUCAAACCCAUCAAAGGCAGUCCCCUAGCUGAAUGGACUUCCCUCUUCCUCGGUUCCACCUUUGCCAAAAACGCUUCUUUGAACCCGCAGGUCGACCCCACAAAACAGGGUCUCGCACUGCACGACCCACUGACUAUAUGGUAUGCGCUCUCCGCUACUAACCCAGCAUGGAAGUUCAAGAAAGAAGAUAUUCGUGUGGAGACGAGUGGACAGUGGACGAGGGGAUGUACUGUAGUUGAUCGACGGGGUAGGCCUAUCACGGAGGGCGAGGGUGAUUUGAAAGAGGAGGUUGUGGGGGAUGCGGGAGGGUGGAGGGAUUCAAGAAGGGGAAAUUGGGUUGCGUGGUGUACGAAGAGUCCAGGGGAGAGCAAGUUUGCCAGGGUGUUGUUGCAUAGGGUGCUAGGGGAUGGUGAACAGUGGUGAAUAUGGAAGGGAUAUGGGACGUGUAGGGGGCAAGGAAUGAAUGGGUAACCAUUAUGAUGAAGCAAGGCAGAACUUACGUAGGGCAAAACCCUUAGACUUGGAAAAUUUCAUACAGUAAAAUUC
This is a messenger RNA of Pyrenophora tritici-repentis Pt-1C-BFP, 1494 nucleotides long. Lineage: Eukaryota; Fungi; Ascomycota; Dothideomycetes; Pleosporales; Pleosporaceae. The record is from RefSeq and is a predicted model, not a curated record.